Molecule: messenger RNA, 576 nt
Organism: Trichobilharzia regenti
Lineage: Eukaryota; Metazoa; Platyhelminthes; Trematoda; Strigeidida; Schistosomatidae
Source: the annotation of a GenBank genome assembly
AAACAUACUGAGUAGAACACAAAAAUAUUACAGCAAACUUUUUACUUCAAUGCAACACCGAUGAAAUAUAUCUAUAUAUAUCGACUGGGAAUAGUCCAAAAUGAAAGUCUUCGUUUGGGAAGCACCUCCAAUUAUCCCACGGACACUGUUCAAUAUACAAGUUGCAACAUGUCUAAACUCUCUUGCAUUUCAAGCAAAUACAACUGGACGCCCACAUUCAAGGUUAUCCGGCACCACAAACUCGAACAAAGAGUACCUGUAUGGUUAUUAGUGAAUGAGUUGACUUACUUUCCCCUCUUGUUGUUAUUGUUGUAUGUAAAAUUAAUUUCUGCAAAUGAUUAUACAAAUCUGUUCGGUCGAAAAACAUUCGUUAGUGGAUUUCAAGUGUAUUCGUCCGAAUGGAACCCCAUCAACCUCCCACUAGAUUCAAAUAACGCAGAGAUCUCAUUACGACUCAACAUUCCUAAGAGUAAUACAGAUUAAAUUCGCCGUACACUAUUUCGCAAGACAAUGACAAGUAAAUAAUAAUAAUAAUCAAUUUUCAUAAACUAAGCGUUCACAUGAUUAAAAGGCACG